AAAAGAAAAAAGACAGAGUUUCAUAACAGAACAGGCCUUGUCAUUACUCUCUCACUGAACUUUUCUCUUCACAAACAGAAGAAGAAAGUAAAAGGAAGAAGAUGGAGAAGCCUUUGCUGAGCGGCGAAAGCAGUGGAGAUACCAGUACUGAUGUCAGAAAUGGAUAUAAACGACGCUCUGAUGCCAUCGCUUAUGGCUCUUCGUACCAGAAAGCUGCAGCCCUUGUCGAUUUGGCUGAAGAUGGUAUUGGCUUACCCGAGGAAAUACUUGAUCAAUCUAACUUUCAAAGUGCUGCAAAGCUCUAUUUCUUUUUCAUUCGGCUGGAUUUCAUUUGGACCCUCAAUUAUUUUGCACUCAUAAUCUUAAAUUUCUUAGAGAAACCUUUGUGGUGUUACAAGAGUAAUGCUUGCAAUGACAGGGAUUACUACUAUCUAGGACAGCUUCCUUAUUUGUCUAAUUUGGAAUCACUUAUUUAUGAGGGCAUAACUGUUUCUAUACUUGUGGUACAUAUUUUCUUUCCCAUGUCGUAUGAAGGGUUUCACUGGAGACGUCCUCUGAACUAUUUUAAGGUCAUAUGCCUGCUGAUUUUGGUGGCUGAUUUGCUGGUUUAUGCUCUGUAUUUGUCACCAGUGGGUGUUAAUUCUCUUCCUUUAAGGAUUGCACCAUAUAUAAGAGUUAUAUUUUUCAUCUUGAACAUCAGGGAACUAAGAUCGAGUCUCGUCGUCCUGGCUGGAAUGCUUGGCACAUACUUAAACGUCUUGGCUCUAUGGCUUCUUUUUCUUCUGUUUGCUAGUUGGGUAGCCUAUGUCAUGUUUGAGGAUACUGAACAGGGAAGAACAAUAUUUACAUCCUAUGGUACAACAUUGUAUCAAAUGUUUAUUCUAUUCACUACGUCCAACAAUCCAGAUGUCUGGAUUCCUGCUUACAAGGCUUCGCGUUGGUAUAGCUUGUAUUUCGUUCUGUAUGUGCUGAUCGGGGUGUACUUUGUCACCAACUUGAUUCUUGCUGUUGUAUACGACAGCUUUAAGGGUCAGCUUGCAAAACAAGUUUCUGAGAUGGACCAAAUGAGGAAGCGUACACUAGAUAAAGCCUUUAAUUUAUUAGAUAAGCAUAAUGCUGGAUUUAUUAGAAAGGAGGAAUGCAUUCAACUCUUCAAGGAACUGAAUAAGUACAGGACAUUGCCAAAAAUAAGUAGAGAGGAGUUUGAAUUGAUAUUUGAUGAGCUAGAUGAUAGUCAUGAUUUCAAGAUCAACUUGGAUGAAUUUACUGAUCUUUGCAAUGCAAUUGCCCUGAAGUUUCAGAAAGAAGAUACUCCAUCCUGCUUUGAGUACUGUUCAUAUUUCUAUCAUUCAGACUUGUCUGAAAAGUUAAAGACCUUUAUUCGUAGCCCCAUGUUUGGAUACAUAAUAUCCUCAAUUCUCAUUAUAAAUCUUGUUGCUGUCAUCAUUGAAACAACGCUUGAUAUAGAAAAUAGUACAGGUCAGAAGGUGUGGCAAGAGCUGGAGUUUGUCUUUGGAUGGAUAUAUGUUCUGGAAAUGGUUUUGAAAGUCUAUGCAUUUGGAUUUGAGAACUAUUGGAGGGAUGGUCAGAAUCAAUUUGAUUUUAUAAUCACGGUAAUUAUAGUCGUUGGAGAAACCAUUACGUUUGUAUCCCCUCAAGGGAUGACUUUUCUUUCAAAUGGUGAAUGGAUUCGCUAUCUUCUCCUUGCAAGAAUGUUACGAUUGCUUAGGAUUCUGAUGCACGUCAAGCGCUACAGAGCCUUCAUCGCAACAUUUUUAACCCUUGUACCAAGCUUGAUGCCAUACCUAGGGACAAUUUUUUGUGUCCUAUGUAUCUAUUGUUCUAUUGGUGUACAGGUCUUCGGGGGAAUUGUUAAUGUUGGAAAUCCUAAGUUGGAGGGAACAGAGCUUGCUGAAGAUGACUAUUUACUCUUCAACUUCAAUGAUUAUCCAAAUGGAAUGGUGACACUCUUCAACUUGCUAGUCAUGGGAAAUUGGCAAGUGUGGAUGCAGAGUUACAGGGAUUUGACAGGCACUUCUUGGUCACUCAUAUACUUCAUCAGCUUUUACCUAAUUACCAUAUUGCUGCUACUGAAUUUGGUUGUAGCAUUUGUGUUGGAGGCUUUCUUUGCUGAGAUGGAUAUUGAAACAUCAGAAACAUGCGAAGGACAAGAAGAGGAUUCUGAAACAAGAAAAGAUCGACCUCGAUCACGUGGCACAAAGACUCGGAGUCAAAGAGUUGACUUGCUUCUUCACCAUAUGUUGAGUUCAGAGCUAACUCAAACGUGCUCAAAUGCAUAAUUUUUUUUUCCAUUCUGGUUGUUCAUGAUCCAGAAAUGAGUGAAGGAAAAUGGAACUUGGAAUCUGAAUAUCAGCAGCGUUUGAAUGAAUAUGUAGAAAAGGCUCUGCACUUUUGGGCGGACAAAUUGAAAUGUGUGUGUGUUUUAAUAUUAAAAAAAGAAAAAAAAAAAAAUCUCUGGUAGCUUAGACUUAGUUUUGGUAACUUAUCUAUAUCUAGUAACUUUUGGAACCAAUACAAAGAGAUUUAUCGUAUUGUUCAUAGUGUGGUGAAGUAGUAAAAAAAGCUUAGGCAACUUUUAGUGGUACAGCUCCUUUUCCCACUUUGUAAUAUGUAGCUAUGCACUAACAUGAGAUUCAGUUUGAGCUUUUUCCUCUCUUUUUUCUUUUAACUUAA
Messenger RNA from Humulus lupulus (European hop), 2694 nucleotides. Its product is annotated as two pore calcium channel protein 1. Gene Ontology annotation, cellular component: plant-type vacuole; vacuolar membrane. The record is from RefSeq and is a predicted model, not a curated record. Gene Ontology annotation, molecular function: voltage-gated calcium channel activity; calcium ion binding. Gene Ontology annotation, biological process: transmembrane transport; calcium ion transport. Lineage: Eukaryota; Viridiplantae; Streptophyta; Magnoliopsida; Rosales; Cannabaceae. The transcript is spliced from 24 exons. Bases 102 to 2300 code for a protein of 732 amino acids.